Molecule: messenger RNA, 1539 nt
Organism: Triticum turgidum subsp. durum (durum wheat)
Lineage: Eukaryota; Viridiplantae; Streptophyta; Magnoliopsida; Poales; Poaceae
Source: the annotation of a GenBank genome assembly
AUGGCGAAGGGGGCGGUCGUGGGGACGACGGCGGUGGUGUGCGCCGCGGCCGCGGCUGCGGCGGCGGUCGGGGUGGCGGUGGUGGUGUCGCGGAGGAGGAGGAGGACGCGGGACGCGGAGGCGGGCAGGCGGAAGAAGGUGGCCGACGUGAUCGAGGAGCUGGAGCAGACGUUGGCCACGCCGACGCCGCUGCUGCGCGGCAUCGCGGACGCCAUGGUGGAGGAGAUGGAGCGCGGGCUGCGCGCCGACCCCCACGCCCCGCUCAAGAUGCUCAUCAGCUACGUCGACAAUCUGCCCACCGGGCUCAAACCAUUAAGGGAUGAGCAUGGGCUGUUUUAUGCACUGGAUCUUGGUGGGACCAACUUUCGUGUUCUACGGGUUCAGCUUGGAGGAAAGGAGAAACGUGCUGUCCAACAAUAUGAAGAGGUUCCCAUUCCACCUCAUCUGAUGGUUGGGACUUCCACCGAACUAUUUGAUUUCAUUGCGGCUGAGCUGGAAAGAUUUGUUGAGACUGAAGGAGACGAUUUCCACUUGCCUGAGGGCAGACAUAGGGAACUGGGUUUCACCUUUUCUUUCCCAGUACACCAAACAUCGAUAUCGUCAGGCACCCUCGUUAAGUGGACAAAGGGAUUUUGCAUCAAUGGCACGGUUGGGAAAGAUGUGGUGGCUGAACUGAGCAGUGCUAUGGAGAGGCAGGGGCUUGAUAUGAAAGUUACAGCUUUGGUUAAUGAUACUGUAGGCACAUUGGCUGGCGGGAUCUAUGCUGAUAAUGAUGUCGUUGCUGCUGUAAUAUUGGGCACUGGGACAAAUGCAGCGUAUGUUGAGCAUGUAGAUGCAAUUCCAAAAUGGAAGGGACCACUACCUAGAUCAGGAAACAUGGUAAUCAACAUGGAAUGGGGAAACUUUAAGUCAGACAAGCUUCCCCGUUCUGACUACGAUAUUGCCUUGGAUUUUGAAAGUUUGAACCCCGGCGAGCAGAUGUAUGAGAAGAUGAUUUCGGGCAUGUAUCUUGGAGAGGUUGUGCGAAGGAUCUUGCUUAGGCUGGCUCAUGAUGCUUCCUUAUUUGGUGAUGUUGUUCCAUCAAAAUUGGAGAAACUAUUUGUACUGAGGACGCCGGAUAUGUCAACCAUGCAUCAUGACACCUCACAUGAUCUCAAACACCUUGGUGCUAAGCUGAAGGAUAUCCUGGGGGUUGCCGAUACUUCGCUGGAAGCAAGAUACAUAACCCUCCACGUCUGCGACAAGGUCGCGGAGAGAGGCGCGCGCCUGGCUGCCGCCGGCAUAUACGGCAUCCUGAAGAAGCUGGGCAGGGACAGAGCGCCGAGUGACGGCAGUCCGAAGCAAAGGACCGUCGUCGCCAUAGAUGGCGGCCUCUACGAGCACUACAAGAAGUUCAGCUCCCGCGUCGAGGCGACGCUCGCGGAGCUGCUCGGGGAGGCGGCCGCCUCGUCGGUCGUCGUCAAGAUGGCCAACGACGGCUCCGGCAUCGGCGCCGCGCUUCUUGCGGCCUCACACUCCCAGUACAAUGUCGUCGAGUAG